Molecule: messenger RNA, 1441 nt
Organism: Phaethon lepturus (White-tailed tropicbird)
Lineage: Eukaryota; Metazoa; Chordata; Aves; Phaethontiformes; Phaethontidae
Gene: HIF1AN
Product: hypoxia inducible factor 1, alpha subunit inhibitor
Exons: 8
Coding region: 160-891 (243 amino acids)
Biological process (GO): negative regulation of Notch signaling pathway; peptidyl-aspartic acid hydroxylation
Cellular component (GO): cytoplasm; nucleus
Molecular function (GO): peptidyl-histidine dioxygenase activity; [protein]-asparagine 3-dioxygenase activity; ankyrin repeat binding
Source: RefSeq, a predicted model, not a curated record
CCUGUUUCUCUCCAGGAGCCGGUGGUGCUGACAGAUACGAAUCUGGUUUAUCCUGCUCUGAAAUGGGACCUGGAUUACCUCCAGGAAAAUAUUGGCAAUGGGGACUUCUCAGUGUAUAGUGCCAGCACACACAAGUUUUUAUACUACGAUGAGAAGAAGAUGGCCAAUUUUAAGAACUUCAAACCCAAGUCAAGCAGGGAAGAGAUGAAGUUUGCUGAGUUUGUGGACAGACUCAAAGAAAUACAACAAAAAGGGAGUGCUGAGAGGCUAUAUCUGCAGCAAACCCUGAAUGACACAGUUGGAAGGAAGAUUGUGGUGGAUUUCCUUGGCUUCAACUGGAACUGGAUUAACAAACAGCAAGGGAAACGUGGCUGGGGUCAACUGACUUCUAACUUGCUUCUUAUUGGCAUGGAAGGUAACUUCAUAACUGUUAAACACACUGAGGAGCAGCAGAACUUCUUCGCUCAGAUUAAGGGUUACAAGAGGUGCAUCCUGUUCCCUCCUGAUCAGUUUGAAUGCCUCUACCCUUAUCCUGUGCACCAUCCGUGUGACAGACAGAGCCAGGUGGACUUUGACAAUCCUGACUAUGAGAAGUUUCCAAACUUCCGGAGUGUGGUUGGCUAUGAGACGGUGGUGGGUCCAGGGGAUGUGCUAUACAUACCUAUGUACUGGUGGCACCACAUUGAGUCUCUCCUGAAUGGGGGAAUUACCAUCACUGUGAACUUCUGGUACAAGGGUGCUCCAACCCCAAAGAGAAUUGAAUAUCCAUUAAAGGCUCAUCAGAAAGUGGCAAUAAUGAGGAACAUUGAGAAGAUGUUGGGAGAAGCCUUAGGAAAUCCACAAGAGGUGGGUCCCUUGUUGAAUAUGAUGAUUAAGGGACGAUACGACUAAUGCCUGGCUGCCUGGGUGACUGAUGUUGGAGCUGCUUUGUUCACAAGCAAUGGAAGAUACUGAGCGCUAGUAUUGCACGCAGCACUUAACGGACUGAUGGGUUUCCUGGCCCAUCCCUGCCCCACUACAAUAAAGGGGGCUACUGGAACUGCAAAACCGUUAGUACCCCAUUCAUCCUCCACUCUCAUCUAACCGAACCUCCCAAGAAAGAGUCUGCACUUAUUGGAAGCUGGAUUCAUGCUCACUAACUUGUUUUUUUCUCCCUCUUCCCUGUUUGCCACAACAAAGAGCAUGGCUUCUGGCACUCGGAUGUGUUGCUUCAGGAUUUUCAGGCAUUUGAAGAAGAGCUUGGAGGAGAACCAGGAGUGAUCUUGUUUCCUCAGCCUCCUAGGGUUUGGGCCUCCUGACUGAGUUUGUGUUAGUGCCUGCAGUGGAAAUAAGAUGGGAAGUGAUAGUUUUCACAGUCCUCUGUUGUUAGAGGACCUGUCCACACUCAACUCUGGCACCUUUUUGUAUAACAGAAAUGAACAUGUGAGAUGGCCUGUGUGUG